Molecule: messenger RNA, 3249 nt
Organism: Histoplasma capsulatum G186AR
Lineage: Eukaryota; Fungi; Ascomycota; Eurotiomycetes; Onygenales; Ajellomycetaceae
Product: sulfite reductase flavoprotein component
Exons: 2
Coding region: 1-3249 (1082 amino acids)
Cellular component (GO): cytosol
Molecular function (GO): oxidoreductase activity, acting on the aldehyde or oxo group of donors; sulfite reductase (NADPH) activity; flavin adenine dinucleotide binding
Source: RefSeq, a predicted model, not a curated record
AUGCGGUCUGUUGAGCCUGCAUCGGGAGCGUCGUUUGCUGCCAUAGACAAUCCCCAACUACAGCAGCAGCAACCCUUUGACAUCCCCCCAGAGUUCUCAGAUAUCAGGGGCCCCAUAUAUCUCACAGCCCAGACACUGAUUCAACAGGUCGCCUACGCCCUCUCUGAUAAGCUCUUUACCUACUCGCCAGAUACUUUCGACCUGGACGUCGCCGUCAAGCAAUGGGCGGCUCAGGUUCAGCUCAACGCCAAUGGCUCUCCCACCGCGGUCCAGUCAAUGCAGACCCGCGUAGGUGCUGGUGCCAUUACUCUGGGCUACAUCUUCUCCAAGGACUUUGACCUGAAAAGGCGGCACAUUCCGCAGUCGAUCAUUGCCUCGUCUGCUACCUUGCAGUACCUGCGACCGGCUCUGGAGCAGCUCUCGUUGCUCUAUUCGGUUGCCAAUCCUGUUGUUGCUCAUGUUGCCGCGGUGGACUAUACUGGCGGUGUGGCUGGUGGUCUUGUUGCCGACUACACUGCCUCCCUGGCUCUUGCGGAGGAAUUGGGUCUGGGCCUGGUUGCGAGUUUCUCCGCCCACGAAUCUCAGCAUAUGGCUCUUUUCUCGACUCUGUUGGCCAGUACGCUGCCGACUAUUCAUAUCUACGAUGGUGUAAGAGUCGGAAGGGAGAUCACCCAGGUUGCUGAUGUCCUCGAUCUGUCGGGCCUCAGUGUUGUGCACCAGAAAGUGCUGCAGCAAUUGGCUUCGGAUCCCGACCGUAAUCAUUUAGAUGCUGAGGGCAAACUGCUGCGCUUGCUCAAGGCCUUUAAUGGCCAAUUGGGCACAAGCUACAGCCCCUUUGAAUACAGUGGACACCCGGAGGCAACCUCCGUUCUAGUAUCCUUUGGCACCGUCGAGUCCUCGUUGGCUUCUCAGAUUGCCGCAUCCCUCGCCAAGGGUGGUGCUCGUGUUGGCGUGGUCAAUGUGAGGGUUUACAGGCCAUUUGUCGAGGAAUCAUUCUUGGGUGCACUGCCAAAGACUACCAAAGUCGUCGGGGUCCUGGGGCAAGUUCAGGCUGAUUUGGCCGUCCAGGAAGACGGCGUACACUCUGCACUCUACGAGGACGUCCUGGCUGCGUUAACCUUUGGGAGUGGCUUCCAUACUGUCCCCCAAUGUGUUGAUAUUAAAUACGCUCCCUCGCAUUCAUGGACCCCUGCGAGCAUCGCUGCUGCUUUCCAGAAAAUUGCAAAUGAACCGCUACUAUUACAAGGUGGCCAAGAUGCCCUGGACAUCUCGGCAAAUUCUUUGCAGCUGCUCUCCCCUUCCGUCGUCCAGCAAUAUACCUUCUGGGACACAGACGACUCUGCAACAAACGCAGGUGCUAUUGCUCUUGGUCAGGCCUUUGCAAGGGAUUCUACUUGCAAAGUUACCACGAACGUAUUCUACGAUAAUCUUGUCCAGGGAGGAAUUACCCGUACUGAUAUCCGGAAGAGUCCUCGAAGUAUUGAUGCACCUUUUGCGAUUGACUCCGCCGAUGUUGUCUAUGUGGGCGAUAUCAAGCUCCUAUCUGAGCUAGACAUACCAAGCAGCACCAAGGAUUCGGGAAAGAUCAUUGUCAAAUCUUCAGGGUUGAAGGACGAGGACUUGGAGAAGAAACUUCCGCAUUCAUUCAGAUUAGCAAUUGCGAAAAGUGGAAUAUCACUUCUUAUCCUGGACAUUCCUCCGUCCGAAGAGGCUAAUUUUGAAACUGCCAUUUUUAAAGCUGCCUUUUUGCGAGUUGCCUUACCCGGUCUCGAUGUUAUUGAAGCUAAGAAGCUAGCUUUGGCGCUGGGAGACACAGAAGGACUCUCCAAAGCAACAGAAAUUCUGGAGACAGUUCUCCGGACGGUUGAGAUCCCGGGCUCGUGGGCAUCAUCUGCGGAAAACGAUCCAGACGGCGCUUCAACCAAACUUCCCGUUGAUGUUCACGCCACUAGUUUUACUUCAUUUAACAAAUCGAAUGACGAGGAGCCCUCAAUCCUCAGAGACUGGCAAGAUGUGGCGAAAGCUUUAGUUUUCAAGGAGGCUUAUGGGGCCACGUCCGCACUGCGCCCCGACCUUGCAGCUAAGACCUUCACGAUCCACGUCAGCGAGAAUCGACGUCUGACUCCCAAGACCUACGAUCGUAACAUCUUCCACAUCGAGUUUGACUUGGGAGACUCCGGCCUCAAGUACGACCUUGGUGAAGCGCUUGGUAUCCAUGCUGAAAAUAACCCUGCGGACGUGGAACAAUUCAUCAAGCUCUACGGUUUGGACCAAGACGCCAUUGCCGAGGUCCCCUCCCGCGAAGACCCAUCCAUCUUAGAAUGCCGGACCGUCUACCAGGCCCUGAUUCACAACAUCGACAUCUUUGGCCGCCCGCCAAAACGCUUCUAUGAAUCUCUCGCUGCUUUCGCCACGGAUGACAAAGAGCGCAAACACCUUCUCUCCCUCGGCGGCGCUGAGGGCGCGGAAGAGUUCAAACAGAGGGCAGAAGUAGACACCCUCACCUUCGCCGAUCUCCUCUUGGAGUUCCCCUCCGCCCACCCCUCUUUCCCAGACCUCCUCCGAAUAGUCUCCCCCAUGAAACGCCGCGAAUACUCCAUCGCUUCUUGCCAGCAGGUAACCCCCACCUCCGUGGCUCUCAUGAUCGUCGUCGUCAAUUGGGUCGACUCCGCCGGCCGCACGCGCUAUGGCCAGGCCUCCCACUACCUCAGCAAUCUCAAGCCCGGCACCCCAGUCACCGCCAGCGUCAAGCCGAGCGUGAUGAAACUUCCCCCCAAGUCCACGCAGCCCAUCAUCAUGGCUGGCCUGGGGACUGGCCUGGCCCCGUUCCGCGCCUUCGUCCAGCACCGCGCCAUGGAGAAGGCGCAGGGGAAAGAUAUUGGCUCCGUGCUCCUCUACAUGGGCUCGCGCCAUCAGCGCGAGGAAUACUGCUACGGCGAGGAGUGGGAGGCGUACCAGGCCGCAGGCGUGAUCACGCUGCUCGGCCGCGCCUUCAGUCGCGAUCAGCCGCAGAAGAUCUACAUCCAGGACCGCAUGCGCCAGACGCUGCCGGAGAUUACCCAGGCGUACAUUCGGGAGCAGGGGGCAUUUUACCUGUGUGGACCGACGUGGCCGGUUCCGGACGUUACCGCGGUGUUGGAGGAGGCGAUUGCGAUAGAGGCGAAGGAGGCGGGGUUGGGGAAGAAGGUAGACCCGCGGAAGGAGAUUGAGAAGCUGAAGGAUGAUUUGAGGUGCGAGGAGGUCGGAUAA